AUGAAGGAACCCUUUAUUCUGGUGCCAAGCUUUGACCGUGAUACCAAUAGCGAUGCCAAGACGCGUUCAUCUGGCGACAGAGACACUGAUCCCAAGAGGCAGGGAAGGAAAUCCUGGGAUAUCUGCCAGAAAGGGAUCAUGAGAACGGAUGGCGGAGGAGGGCAGGGUCCCCUUGCCCAGAGGAUAAUCGACCGUGAACACUGUCACAUCAUCAUCAAAGAAUACCUGAAGGACUUCCAGGACCCCUUUCAGCUCCGGGACCGGGUCCUGGAAGCCCUUGGGGACGUGGUCUUAGUGGCGCCUGCUGUCCUUGCUGCCCGGCACCAUCGGGACGCCGGCCACCCGACCUACGUCUAUGAGUUCCAGCACAGCCCCAGUUGGCAGGCGGGCCUGAGGCCGGACUUUGUUCAGGCGGACCACGGCGAUGAGCUUUUCUUUGUCUUUGGGAAGCCCUUCUUAGCAGGUGAAGGCACUGACAAAGAGAGAAACCUUAGCAAAACAAUGAUGAAAUACUGGGCCAAUUUUGCUCGCAAGGGGGAUCCCAAUGGGGCCGGUCUAGUGGCCUGGCCCUCUUACAGCCAGGAGGAGCAGUACCUGGACAUCGGCUUGAAGCAAAGGGUGGCCAAGAAGCUGAAAGAGGGGCGGGUUCGCUUCUGGAGCCAGACCUUGCCUGAAAAAGUCGCAGAAGGGAGAGAGGGGCACAGGGAGCUCUGAGCCCUUCCCAGUCCUCCUUCCCCCAUUGGGGCCCCCUGCCCCCCCCCCCAAAUAGGCUUCUCUGCAUCUGUGUCCAUCGAUCGCAGCCAGGUUCCAGAAGGAACAGAUGCCAGGAGAGGGGGUGCAACACUGGAUUUGGUACCUUUGAAUGACUUCUUUGCUUUUCUGGAGAAAGGUGAAACACCACCCCCUCUUUUUUGGAACUCGUUUCUGUUCAAUCCGCUUCUUUCCAAAGCUGGAAGGAUGUCUUCGAUGCUUCCGGUUUCUGUGUGUAACGGGAUCAGGCCAAGCAAUGCUUCGUCUUUUGAAAGCUUUUCAUAAGUAAUGAAUAAAAAGAUACCAUAUUAUUA
Molecule: messenger RNA, 1064 nt
Organism: Anolis sagrei ordinatus
Lineage: Eukaryota; Metazoa; Chordata; Lepidosauria; Squamata; Anolidae
Source: RefSeq, a predicted model, not a curated record